UUUGCCACCGGCGGGAAAAAAAGGGGACACACGCAGGACUGAGGAGGAACUGAGAAUGAAUGACCGCGUUCAAACAAAGUGACCGUGAGUUUCUGUUGGGAAAGCAUCAAGAUCUGCAGCAAACUGUGCAGGAUUGCCUUCAUCUCCAAAAUCCGGGUUGCAGCCGGUUUUUCACCUUAAUCUAUCAACUAAACGUAUGGACUUAUGGAAGUUGCCACCUCUGUAUCUCAUGAAUUUGUGACCACUGCAAAAUAAAAGAGGGAAAAGAAAGAAAGCAACUGUCUGAUUGAUGAGUGGAGUCCUGCUCAAACCCUGGGUAGAUGAAACAUCCUUUUUCAAGUGGGGAAACUGCAGAAACUGUGAGAAAAAUCAUCAAUGAGAAUCACCUGUCAUUGAAAGUGGGAGGACACUUGACACUAUGGGAGAGUGCAAAGAACAGAGAGUGAUUGGCAGGAGGAGGAGAGUCUGACGGAGGAGCAGAGGAAUGUUGGCAGCCAUUUAGUCUGAGCUCAACAACGGAGGAAACAUGGAUUCUUCACAAAAAAAAUGUAAACACAGCAAUGGAGUGAGAUGUGGGACCUCUGAGGAGGAUAAGGAUGGUUCAGCAACAACGGCAAAAAGAGAUGAAUCACUGAGUUGUGAGCAAUGUGGCAAGACUUUUAUCACAGCAACAAAGCUAAGAAUUCACAAACGUAUUCACACUGUGGACAAAUCAUUCAGCUGUGAUCAGUGUGGAAAGGCUUUUACUACCAAGACUCAGUUAAAAAGACAUCAGCUCAUUCACAGUGGAGUUAAACCAUUCAGCUGUGAUCAGUGUGGAAAAGCUUUUACUAACAAGACUCGGUUAAAAAGACAUCAACUCAUUCACAGUGGAGUUAAACCAUUCAGCUGUGAUCAGUGUGGAAAGGCUUUUACUACCAAGACUCUGUUAAAAAGCCAUCAACUCAUUCACAGUGGAGUUAAACCAUUCAGCUGUGAUCAGUGUGGAAAAGCUUUUACUCAGAAGAGUAGUCUAGCAAAUCAUCAACUCAUUCACAGUGGAGUUAAACCAUUCAGCUGUGAUCAGUGUGGAAAGGCUUUUACUCAGAAGAAGGAUCUAGCAAAUCAUCAACUCAUUCACAGUGGAGUUAAACCAUUCAGCUGUGAUCAGUGUGGAAAGACUUUUACUACCAAGAGUAUGUUAAAAAGACAUCAACUCAUUCACAGUGGAGUGAAACCAUUCAGCUGUGAUCAGUGUGGAAAGGCUUUUACUAAGAAGUCUACGUUAAAAAAACAUCAACUCAUUCACAGUGGAGUUAAACCAUUCAGCUGUGAUGAGUGUAGAAAGGCUUUUACUCAGAAGAGUAGUCUAGCAAAUCAUCAACUCAUUCACAGUGGAGUUAAACCAUUCAGCUGUGAUCAGUGUGGAAAGGCUUGUACUACCAAGAGUAUGUUAAAAAGACAUCAACUCAUUCACAGUGGAGUGAAACCAUUCAGCUGUGAUCAGUGUGGAAAGGCUUUUACUGAGAAGUGUACGUUAAAAAAACAUCAACUCAUUCACAGUGGAGUGAAAUUGUUCGGCUGUGAUCAGUGUGGAAAGGCUUUUACUCAGAAGAGUCACUUAAUAAGACAUCAACUCAUUCACAGUGGAGUUAAACCAUUCAACUGUGAUCAGUGUGUGAAAACCUUUACUCAACAUGAACAGUUGUUGAUCCAUCCAUGCCCCCAUUCUGGUAGAAAGUGGUACCACUGUGACUCCUGUGAAAAAACUUUCAGCUCCCAACAGAGCUUAAAAUGUCACCAACGCAUCCACACUGGACAUGAUGUGUACGUAUGUGAUCACUGUGGUGAACCAUUUGUACGGUACUCGCAGUUAAAAGCUCAUGAAGUGACCCACACUGGGGUUAAACCAUACAUUUGUGACCAGUGUGGGAAACGCUACUGCUCCACUGCAUCCCUCAAAGUUCACCAACGUGUCCACACUGGGGAGAGACCAUACAGAUGUGAUGAGUGUAAGAGGACUUUUAAAACUUUGGGUUCCCUGAAACAACACCAGCAGAUUCACACCAGAAAGAAAGCAUUCAGUCAGUGUCACAGUGAGCAGAACGGAACAGAUGGACAAAACUCUCAGACUUGUCAGCACUCUGCCAAUGGUGAACAGUGCUGCUUUGACCAGUCUGGACCGACGUCCAAUCAACAAGGAACCCUACAACGACACCAGCGUAUGCACACUGGACACAGACUGAACCCCUGCCAAGAAGAUUUCUCCAUGCAGGGUUCAGUAAAAGUUCAUGAAGUCCUCCACAAACUUAAAGUCCUUGAGAUCCGGCUUCACAGAAUUCAGGUCUAAUUUCUUGUUUAGUGUCGUCGUUGCAAAAUCCAUUAAGAGGAAAGCUGCAGUUAACAGACAUGACUGGUAAAUUAAUUAAACCAUUCAAAGUGGUUACUCAGUUAAAUGAAUUAUCAGUGGUAGAGGGAUAGACGUCUGGAUGGAGGCAGUGAGCAGCAGGGUGAAUUUAUUAACCCUAUCUAUCUAUCCAUCUAUCCAUCCAUCAUCUGUGAUCUAUCUAUUAUCUAGCUAUCUAAAUAUUGAACAAGUAGAUCAAAUAAUCUCUGAUUAUGUGUGAGUUUAAAUAUAAAAAACAUGAAGUGUUGGAUGAAAAGUCCAAUCUUUGAAAGCUGACUUAGUUUAGAAUCAUUUCUUUGUAAAUUAGCUGCAUCUAGUCAUUACCAUGACAUUGGCAUCAUGGAACCAUGACCACAUAUGUGUGUCUGGAGAUAGUGGCGUUUCUCGAACGGCACAUUUUCAUGCUUUGACAGAUACAGUGAGGGGAAAAACGUUUUCAGACACCCUGAAAAUUUUUACACAUCUUAAAUAUUAUGAAAUAUUUGUUAGUCUUUUUCGUGUGUGUUUCUAAGGGUGUGACUGCAUCAGAAAGACACAAAUACAAACUAGACGAGCCCUCAGUAGAGGGUAGAACCACGCCCACCAAGCCUUUUACUGUCCACAGACAGUAAACAAAAUAAAGCUCUCUGUAAAAACCCUCAGAAUGUUGAAUAGAAUAAAUGUGGACAGUUUAAUGACUGGAAGAGAAGAUUUCUGGAUCAUUUUGGUCAUUUUGAGGCUAAUUUUGGUCAUUUUGUGUCAAAAUGUGUUUAAUUUUGAUCAGUUUACAUCUUUUGGUCCGUUUUUAAACAUUUUGCAUCAUUUCAUGUUUUUUUUUUUGUGGUAAUUCUGGUUAUUUUGCAUCAAGUUUUGGUCAUUUAUGUGUCUAAUACAGGUCAUGUUACAUCUCUUUAUGUUGUUUUUGUACCAUUUUGGUCAUUUUAUGAUUCAUUUCAUGUGUCUGUAAGGUUGUUUUUGUUUACAAUUGUUCAUGUUGCUCAUAUUACUCAUUUCAUGUCAGUUUGUCCAUUCUGUGACUCACUGGCCAAUUUUGUCUCAUUUUUCAUCUUUUUUUGGUCCGUUUUACUCAUUUUAUCUCUCAUUUUAGUCAUUUUGCACCAGUUUAAGAUUGUUUUUUUUUCAUUUUCAUCAUUUUGUUGCCCAUUUUUGUGUCUGGUUUUGUCAUUUUUGGUUAAUUGUAGUCACAUUUUGGCCACUUUUGGUCUUUUUUUAUGUCCAUUUUGUAAUUUUAUGGUAUUUUUCUAUCUUGGUUGGAUGUUUUAUGUUUUGGUUAUUUUGUGUCCCAUUUGAACUGUCCCAUAACAUUAUUGGACCGUUCAGUAGACUGUUUGGAUCUUUUUCUCACCACUGAAACAUUUUGUCCAUUUUUGUCUCAUUUUGGUCAUUUUAUAGAUUAGAUUAGAUCCAACUUUACUGUCAUUGCACAGAGAACAAGUACUAAGACAGUAAAUGCAUUUUUUAAAAGUCCAUUGUGAUGUCAGAGAGAAGAACUAACAACUGUUACCACAUUCCAUAUUCUGAAGAAAAACAUGGAAACACUUGAGAAAGUCAGUUUAACACACAAAGCUUGGAGAUAUUGGAGAGUUGUGGUGAAGAUUUCAAGUGUGAAACUUGUGAAGACAUUGUGAGCAAAGACUGUGACAGAAAAAUGAAGCCUCCUCAGCCAGAUAGGAAACAUUCAGGUAAGACAGAAGUCCAGACAACGAGCUGCAACUCAGCUCCAGAUAUCAAACUACACACUGACAUGUUAGACUGAAGUUUUCACAACACUGACAAGCUAACAUUUGCUCAUUUUGUGGCUUACUUUGAUCAGUUUGCAUCCUUAGGGUUGUUAGUGGAUAAAAUGUUGUCAUUUUUCAUCUCUUUUUGUUGUUUUUGUUCCAUUUUGGUGACUUAAAAGCUGUUUUGGUUGAAUUUGCUCAUUUUGUGUCUCAUUGAGGCUCAUUUUCAUCAUUUUGUCUCUAACCUUGGUCACUUUUUGUCUUUAGGAUUAUUUUUACUCCUCAUUUUUCAUGCUAUUGAAGUUUUUUCUUCCAUUGUGGACAUUUUGUGUCUCAUUUAGAUCAUUUUUUUGUAUCAUUUUGGACAUUUUGCAUCUGUUUAAGGUUUUUCUGUUUCAUUUUAUGUCUCAUUUUGUGCAUUUCAGUCUGUUUUUAGGGGGAAAGUGUCAUAAAUCAGACUGUAAAUGAUAUAUGAACAAACCUUUCUGUAAAAACUUUCAGAAUGUUGAAUAGAAUAAAUGUGGACUGACCAGGUAACCUUACAGAACCUUUACUGUUGUGAUGUACGGAUUAACCUGACUUUAUACACUCUGAGAAAAAUUAUAUAUCUAACCAUUGUGAUAGGGAUAAAUAGAAGUUCCAAUCUGUUGACUUUAAUUGCAGGAUAAUGCUUUAUAGGCUGCAUAGUGCAGUAGUGGUUAGCACUUUCGCCUUGCAGCAAGAAGAUCCCGGUUCAAAUCCUGGCCUGGGCCUGGGAUCUUUCUGCACAGAGUUUGCAUGUUCUCCCUGUGCAUGUGUGGGUUUUCUCCGGGUACUCCGGCUUCCUCCCACAGUCCAAAAAUAUGCUGAGGUUAAUUGGUUACUCUAAAUUGCCCGUAGGAGUGAAUGUGAGUGUGAUUGUUUGUCUGUAUAUGUAGCCCUGUGACAGACUGGUGACCUGUCCAGGGUGUCCCCUGCCUUCACCCGAGUCAGCUGGGAUAGGCUCCAGCACCCCCCAUGACCCUCGUGAGGAUAAAGCGGUGUAUAGAGAAUGGAUGGAUGGAUGAAAAAAAAACAGGCAUUUGUGGAGUUCACACACAUUCAUCAGGUUCUAGCAUUAUUUGAUUCUAAGUCACAGGUUAUAAUAUCAUACUGUGUUCCCUUAUUUUGCUGUCACUCUGCCAGAGCCCCAUUCUUAUGGCUGAUUCAUGGAUCUCAAACCUGUAUGAUUCUUGACAGACUUUAAAUGUAUUUUUAUAAUCCUGUUAAAUGUCGAGUAGAAUAAAGCAGAUGAAAAACAAA
This is a messenger RNA of Acanthochromis polyacanthus (spiny chromis), 5388 nucleotides long. Its product is annotated as gastrula zinc finger protein XlCGF26.1-like. Gene Ontology annotation, molecular function: DNA-binding transcription activator activity, RNA polymerase II-specific; RNA polymerase II cis-regulatory region sequence-specific DNA binding; DNA-binding transcription repressor activity, RNA polymerase II-specific. The transcript has 5 exons. NCBI's taxonomy places the organism in Eukaryota, Metazoa, Chordata, Actinopteri, Pomacentridae. The coding region runs from base 527 to 2329 and encodes 600 amino acids. Gene Ontology annotation, biological process: central nervous system development; negative regulation of transcription by RNA polymerase II. The record is from RefSeq and is a predicted model, not a curated record. Gene Ontology annotation, cellular component: nucleus.